UUUGCGAACAUGGCGGCGUCUUGACAAGUGUCCUGUGGAAACUUGUAAACAUCAUUUCUCGUGUUGGGCGUAUUUGAUAUAAUCGAACAUGGGUUUGGAGCUGCUGUGUGUCCCAUUGCGGCUAUACUUCAGGCAGUCUCAACUGGGUCACAUCUCGCAGAAAGUGCUUCUCACUGUACGGACGUCGACACGCAACAUAGGAACCAGCAGGCCGGUUCACCUCCAGCGGAACGCAGCGGGACCGAGCAGCGAGGUCUUCGGGCAGCUGGCAGCUCGUCGCUGCAUUUCCACCGCCGUACAGAAAGAUAUCACCUUGUUCCAGCACGACAGGUCCGGCUUCUUCCGCCUCCUCGCCAUCUUCUGUGGUGGACAGUUUCUCUUCUGGACCUACCUAGCGCAUUUCGCUUACACCGGGCUCCGAGACACCGGAAGAUCGUCGGAAAAGUCAGAAGCUAAGUCCCGAACCAGCACCGCGUUGGCAGGGAUCUGGAGCUUCGACAUGAAUCUGGGUUCCAGCGCAUGGAGGUACGGAUUCACGCUGGGCUGCCUGGCGAUCGGAGCAGGCAUUUGCGGACUCGGAGUUCUAUUCUGCCGACGUUCUGUCAACCAGGUGAUUCUUCACCGAGGAGGGAAGCUGGUCACCAUCACUACACAGUCCCCCAGGGGAGCCGGGAAAGGACGCAAAAUAUCCGUCCCUCUUUCCGAAGUGGCUUGUCAUGCUCACAGAGAGGAGACCACUUCGUUUAUCCCCCUCAAGGUCCGAGGACACAAGUUCUACUACCUUCUGGACAAGGAAGGGACAGUGAACAAUGUCAGACUCUUUGACAACACCGUUGGAGCUUACCGCCCAUUUUAAGGCUUCCCUCAGCACUGGCACAGAGAUUUUGUUCAGAAAUACAUCAAUAAAUAAUUAUGCUUUACAUUGGAA
Molecule: messenger RNA, 928 nt
Organism: Synchiropus splendidus (mandarinfish)
Lineage: Eukaryota; Metazoa; Chordata; Actinopteri; Syngnathiformes; Callionymidae
Gene: tmem223
Product: transmembrane protein 223
Exons: 1
Coding region: 89-856 (255 amino acids)
Biological process (GO): nervous system development
Cellular component (GO): mitochondrion
Source: RefSeq, a predicted model, not a curated record